CACUUGUGGAUUAAGCUUUUGCGCGUGUGUGUGCGUGUGUUUAAAAAACAAAAGAGAAAGCUGAUAUUAGUUCAUGAAUAAUAUUUAAAAGUAGCAGAAGCUUCCAUAUAUAUUGGAGUUGGAAAGCAAAAAUGUUUUUUCCUUAUUUACUUCUAACUUCUUUUUUUUCUUGGAUCUGACUUUUGGUACGCAGUCCUUUCUUACAGAAAUGGCAUCGCCUUCUUCACUAUCACCACCCCCUUCAAGAAAAGUGCCUUCUCCUUAUUACAUGAAAAUGCAUCUUCCUGGUUUAUUGUUUCUCCUCUUAACAGCAAGUUUCAUUUCCACAGCUGAAGGGCAGACUCAGAAGUUAAGAUCCAUGCAAUGCAAUGUGAAGAUGAUGUUUACUUCAAAUACUCCAUGCACUUCCUGUGCUGCAUCUUCAAAACUGAUAUGCCCCAAAGGCUGGAUAAAGAUCACCCAGGGGCUAGGAGAGAGAAACUGCAGAUUUUUCUAUUUAAGAUACACAGUAAAGCUGGGAGAAGACACCCUUUCUCUACCUGGGUGCAGUCAUAUGUGUAAGAAGGAAAUUGAAGAGAAAAAGUGCUGCCCAGGGUUCUGGGGUACUGAGUGCUAUGAAUGCCCCGGUGGGUCUGAAAAUCCUUGCAGUGGCCAUGGGACCUGUUUGGAUGGUAUAACACAGAAUGGAACCUGCAUCUGUGAGGAAAGAUAUAGUGGCUUUGCCUGUCAAAAUUGUCGGGAUGAGACUGUGUUUGGCCCUGGCUGUCAAUCAGUGUGUGAUUGUCAGCAUGGUGUCUGCAACCAUGGUAUCACUGGUAAUGGAAGCUGUACCUGCUAUGGAGGAUACACUGGUCCCAAGUGUGAUCAAGAACUACCCCUUUGCAGAGAAUUGACUUGUGAACCCAAAAGCCAGUGUGUGGUAAAGGCUGGAGUAGCAAUAUGUGACUGCAGUCCAGGGUAUAGUAAGGUUGGGAGCACGUGCCAAGUUCAAGAUCCUUGUGCUUCAUCACCAUGUUCCUCAUUAGCCAACUGUAAGUUUCUUGGACCUUUAAAGUAUGAGUGCACCUGCAAAGAUGGCUAUCAAGGAGAUGGGAAAAUAUGUCAACCAAUCAAUCCCUGCAUUAAUAAUAAUGGAGGCUGCCCUGAAAAAUCUACACUCUGUGUUUAUCAAGGUCCAGGGAGGUCGUCUUGCAUGUGUAAACCUGGAAUGAGCAGCCUAACUCCUUCAGCAGGCUGCUCCUUUACUAGUGAGUGUCAGCGGUUUUACUGUGACGUGACUUCACAAUGCAAAAUUAGUCCAAAUGGGAGUCCUAGCUGUGUCUGCAAGGAAGGGGAGAUAGGAGAUGGGAGAAGCUGCUACAAAAGUCUCAUGAGUGAAAUCUCUCAGCUGAAUACUCGAGGAAGGUUCUUCAGGAAGUUAAACAGUGCUAACAAAAUGUUUGCUUCAGGUUGUUCACUGAUAUUGACAAAAUACGGACCUUUCACAGUCUUUGUGCCAAGUCUUCAUCCAUUUAAUGAUAAAUUUGACUUCAAUGAUACCAUUGCAGAAAAUUUAUGCAAAAUGCACAUAAUUCCUGGUCAGCAUUUGUUGGAAGACAUGAUCAAAACCAAAACAAUGUGGACAUUGUCUGGGCAUCAGCUGACAUUUAAUGACCUGAGCUACAGAAAAAGCUUCAGGUAUCAAGAUGUUCCAGGUGAAUUAUAUACUUUUAUCCAAUGGAAUUUACCAGCUGCCAAUGGCAUUAUGCAUAUUGUUAACACUUUAAGGAAAAAGCCUACAUUUAAAAACCUUGGGAACCCACAGAAAACCAUUGGUGAGAUUCUUGCUUCAAUGGAGAUCUUCAGUCGAUUUGAAACUAUCCUAGAGAACUGUGGCCUGCCUUCAAUACUGGAUGGACCAGGACCCUUUACUGUGUUUGUACCAAGCAAUGAAGGAGUGGAUAAGUUAAGAGAUGGGCGGCUUAUUUAUCUCUUUACAGAGGGGAUAAACAAGCUUCAGGAGCUUGUAAAACACCACAUCUACACUGUGGCAGCGGUGACUGUGGAGAAGCUGUUGAUGAUGCCACAUAUUAUAACCAUGGCAAACCAGAUAGUGACCAUCAAUAUUAGCACAGAUGGAAGAAUUCUGUUGACUGAUUCUGGAAUUCCCUUAAAUAUGAAUAAUAUUGUGGCAUCUAAUGGAAUCAUUCAUACUUUGGAUGGCAUCUUCAUUCCUUCUUCAAUAAUCCCCAUUCUGCCACAGAGAUGCAAUGAAGUACAUCAUACCACUGUAACAGGCAGUUGCGUUGAUUGCAAAGCCUUGAACACCAGCCUUUGCCCACCUCACAGCAGAGAAGUGGAACCAGAGCCUCUCCCCAAAGAAUGUGUAUAUGUCCAUGAUCCAUUGGGGUUGAAUGUUAUGAAAAAAGGGUGUGCCAGAUACUGCAAUCAAACCAUUUUGAAACCUGGGUGUUGCAAAGGAUUUUUUGGUCCUGACUGCACGCAAUGUCCGGGUGGAUUUUCCAAUCCCUGCUAUGGCAGAGGCAAUUGCAGUGACGGGACUCAAGGAAAUGGCAAUUGUCAUUGCUUUGAGGGUUUCAAAGGAAUAGCCUGCCACAUAUGUUCAAACCCAAACAAGCAUGGGGAGAACUGCAAUGAAGAUUGUGGCUGCGUACAUGGAAUUUGUGAUAACAGGCCAGGCAGCGGGGGAGUAUGCCAGUCACAGUCGUGUAAAGAUGGCUAUACAGGGAAGUUCUGUGAUAAGACAUCUAAGAAUUGUGGUUCAAAUGGACUGUCUCAGUACUGUCACCAGAAUGCAGUCUGUAGUCUUAACGACACAGCAAGAUGCAUCUGCAUGGAUGGCUAUGAAGGAAAUGGAUUUUCCUGCCAGCCCAUUGAUCUAUGCAAAAAAUCAGAACAAGGAGGCUGCUCAGAAAAUGCCCUGUGUACCAGUACAGGCCCUGGUACUGCUACCUGCCAGUGUAACAAGGGCUGGACUGGGGAUGGAAAAGCCUGUGUGGCUAUAAACAACUGUGAGCUGGAAACAAGAGGGGGCUGUCAUGUCAACGCAGACUGCAUUUAUGUUGGGCCUGGACAGAGCAACUGUAUCUGCAAAAGGGGCUAUUUUGGUGAUGGGUAUAACUGUGAUCCUAUUGACCCUUGUCUGCUGGAUAAUGGUGGCUGCAGUAAUUUGGCUAUAUGUAAACCUCUUGAAGGAGGAGAGAGGGCCUGUUCUUGCUCUCAGGGAUAUAUGGGAGAUGGGAUUAUAUGUUAUGGAGAUGUACUAAAGGAGCUGGCCAGGAAUUCCCACUUUGCAGGCUUCUAUGAAUGGAUUCAGAAGUCUGCCUUCAGCAUACCAGCAGGAACUAAUGUCACUGUUUUGGUACCUUUGGAAGCAGCCAUAAAAAACAUGAGCAAAGCUGAAAAAGAUUUCUGGCUGACAUCCUAUAUGCUGCCGGUUUUAGUCAGGUCUCACUUUCUCCAAGGUUCCUUUACCUCAGAGCAGUUGAAAAAAUAUGAUGGUCAGGAAUUACCCACCCUUAAUCCGCAAAUGAGAUGGGAGAUAAGGAGCAAGAAUGACAUAACCAUUCAGAAUGCAAGAACUAUAGUAGCUGACAUACCUAGCAUUAAUGGCAUUAUUUAUAUCAUAAAUAAGGUUUUGUUACCUCCUUUAGGAAGUAUCCCACCAAGCCCCCCAAGGCUCCAGAAACAACUUGACAUGAUUCCUUCAUUUAGUACAUUCAAAGAGUUGUUAGUGCAAUACCAGUUGAUUGAGCAAAUUGAGUCUGCUGAAAAAUACACAAUUUUUGUCCCAGGAAAUAAUUCAAUUGAAGAAUAUUGCCAUGCUGCCAACAUUACACAAUUGGAUAGCGACACUGUGCAGUAUCAUGUAAUACUUGGAGAGAAGCUCUUGUCUACAGACUUAAAAAGUGGAGUCCAUAAGAGCACGAUGUUGGGAAUAUCCUACUGGCUAAUGUUUUAUAACAACAGCACGCAGACAUCUGUAAAUAAUAUCCUCCUGAAUGGUAAAAUCUUUGAAACAAUGAAUGGCAUGUUGAUUGGGGUUGCCCAUGUUCUCCAGAUACAGAAAAAUCAUUGCACUGCCAAUACCACAACUGUACAAAAGUCAAGGUGUGGCAAGUGUGACAAGGGAAUCAAGUGCCCUCCUGGAUCUAUCCUGGCUGAACCUCCAGGAAGUGGAAAGCUCCCUCACUGUGAACUUCGGUCUGGAGAUAAGGAAACACUUGGUUGUUAUUUCACCUGUAUCAAAGUUUCCUUAAGGUCUGUCUGCUGUCCAGGUUACUAUGGACAUAUGUGUGAAAUGUGCCCAGGAAAGCCGGGAAAUUGGUGUUCUGGGAAUGGGGUGUGCCUGGAUGGUAUUGCUGGCAGUGGAGAAUGUCAGUGUAAUGAGGGCUUCCAUGGCACAGCCUGUGAAAUGUGCGAAGUUGGCAGAUAUGGACCAAGCUGUAAAUCAGAAUGUGCUUGCAUUAAUGGACUCUGCAAUGAUGGCUUGCAUGGCAAUGGGAGCUGUAAAUGUUUCCAGGGCUGGAAAGGCAUCUACUGUGAAGAAAGCAUUGGGAUUGAUUUAUGUAAUAACACUUGCCAUCAAAUGGCCAAUUGCUUUAAUGAUUCUGUAGAAUCCCUGCCUAUUUGCUCCUGCUCUGCUGGAUACACUGGGAAUGGAACCCAUUGUACAGAAAUAAAUCCAUGUACUUUUGAUAAUGGUGGUUGCUCAAUACACGCAACAUGUACUAAAGUCUCACCUGGAGAAAAAGUCUGUUCUUGUAAGGAAGGCUACGCUGGAGAUGGGACACUCUGUCUGGAAGUUGAUCUCUGUCUGGAGGACAAUGGAGGAUGCCAUGCUAAGGCAGAGUGUACAAAAGCAGGCCCAAAUAAGGUUUCCUGUAACUGUCUUCCUGGCUACACCGGAGAUGGUCAAAAACAAUGUGAUGCCAUCAAUCUUUGCAAGGAGAAUAAUGGAGGCUGUAGUCGAUUUGGUAUCUGCGAGUACACAGGAGCUGGGACUCGCAAAUGUUCCUGUAGUCCGGGCAAUUUUGGAGAUGGAUUCACCUGCAGAGGCAAUAUAUAUGAGGAGCUCAUGAGGAGUGAAGCAGCUUCUAUAUUCUUCAAUAAGAUCCAGGCCUCUAACAUCAAGGAAAUAAAAGGAGCCGGAGUUUUCACCAUCUUUGUUCCAAAUGCAGAGUCAAUACAGAACAGUACAAUGUUUGCUGAAUGGGAGAAUCACACCCUCAUCAAAGAUUUGCUGCGCUACCACAUUGUGGGUUGUCGUAAACUGUUGUCCAGUGACUUGGAGAUGCAAGAGUCCGUUGUGGCUUUAUCAGGACACAAAAUACAUAUUGCAGUGAAAGAGAAUAGUUUGUAUCUAAAUGAUGAUGCUAAGGUCAUAACCAGUGAUCUUGUUGGAGUAAAUGGAGUGAUCCAUAUCAUUGACAAGAUUUUAAUCCCAGGUGAACUUCAGGGUCUUAGCAUUCCCUCUCAGCUAUCACAGCAGAACGUCACUGAUGUGGCAGAAGCAUAUGGAUACAAAAUCUACAGCAAACUUCUGAAGGAAGCAGGGCUACUCACUAUGGUUAACAACCCUGUCCACAGACCUUUCACCAUGCUGUGGCCUACUGAUGCUGUAUUUAACAGCUUUCCUGAGAAGAGGCAAAAAUGGUUGUAUCAUAAAGACCACAGAGACAAGCUGGCAGCAUAUCUCAAAGUGCACAUGAUUAGAGCGAUGAAGAUUGUAGCUGGAAACCUGCCACACAUUCAUUCUGUAAGGACCAUGCACGGAUCCACUGUCUCUUUCAGUUGCAGCAGAAGUAAUGUUGGGGAGCUGUUGGUGGAUAAUGGCAAUGCCAAGAUUGUCCAGAGGCAUAUGGAGUUUAAUGGUGGCAUUGCCUAUGGCAUUGAUCAGUUGUUGGAGCCUCCAAACCUGGGGUCUCGCUGUGAUGAGUUCCUCUCCAUUGAGCUUAAGAGAUCUGUUCAGACCUGUAGGUUCUGUGGUUUUGAGCCUUCUUGUCCUGCUGGAUCAGUCCAACAGGGGGAAAGCAAGAUGUGCUUUUACUACUCUGAAAAUCCAUCUUACAGGUCCUCCUUUUUUCUGCACAACCCCUUUAUGUUUCUAAGCUCUGGACACUUUUCACCAUUUCACUAUAGCAAUAGAUGGCCUCAACUUAAGAGGUCCUUGAAAAGAGGGUGCAGGAGGAGCUGUUUUUCCACCACGUGGGUUCCACAGUGCUGUGCAAACCACUACGGAAGAGACUGUCGGGUGUGCCCUGGAGGAACAGAGGCUCCAUGCAGCAACCGUGGUAUUUGUGAUGAUAGAAUUGAUGGGUCAGGACAAUGCAGCUGCACCACAGCUUUCAUUGGGACAGCGUGUGAGCUUUGUGUACCAGGCAGAUAUGGGCCAGAGUGCAAAGAGUGUAACUGCACAAAGAACGGAAUGUGUAAUGAAGGGAUACACGGUGAUGGAUUCUGCUUCUGUAGUGAGGGUUGGACAGGAGAACACUGUGAAACCAAACUAGCUCUGAUACCUGCGUGCUCCCCAGCUUGCCAUCCCCAGGCUGUCUGCAAACUCAACAAUGUCUGUGAAUGCAGCCUACAUUAUGAAGGGGAUGGAAGAACUUGCACAGUCAUUGACCAGUGCCAAGUUGACAAUGGAGGAUGCAGUGAGAAUGCUAACUGCACUCAGAUUGGAGUUGAUGUCUCCUGCACUUGCUUACCUGACUACCAAGGAGAUGGCUAUGUCUGCAGCCCUAUAGACAAAUGUGCAGAUGGCAGGAAUGGCGGCUGCAGUGAGCAUGCCUUGUGCAUCAGUACAGGGCCAAAUGCUUGCCGUUGUGAAUGCAAAGCAGGUUAUGUUGGGAAUGGAAUCCAGUGUCUGGAGGAAGCUGUCCCACCUGUAGACCGCUGCUUAGAGGAGAAUGGAAACUGCCAUCGUAAUGCCAUUUGCACUGACCUACACUUCCAUGAUAAAACAGCUGGUGUGUUCCAUCUCCAGUCACCUAGAGGAAAAUAUAAAUUCACCUACAGGGAUGCUCAGGUUGCCUGUGCAGCAGAAGGUGCUUCCUUGGCAACUCUUCAGGACCUCUCAGCAGCACAGCAGAUGAGUUUCCACCUCUGCUUGGUGGGUUGGCUUGAUAAUGGGACAGCAGGGUAUCCAACUGCAUACCCAAACCCUAACUGUGGCUCCAAUCAUGUUGGGAUUGUGAACUAUGGUUUCCAAAGUGAUUUGAAUAAAGGUUGGGAUGCUUUCUGCUACAGAGCUAAAGAUGUGAAGUGUAGCUGUCAAGAUGGGUUCAUUGGGGAUGGUUACUUCUGCAGUGGAAAUCUUUUGGCUGUACUGGCAGAACGUGAAAACUUUUCAAUCUUCUACUCUAUGUUUCUGGAUUUUGCCAACAUCACUCAAGAUGGGCUUGACUUUCUCAACUUUCUUUCCAAUGACACCACAUAUAAAACGCUCUUCGUACCCUUGAAUUCUGGAUUUGGAGACAAUAUGACAUUAACAUGGGAAGAGCUGAAGCUGCAUGUCUCUAUAAGCAAUAUCUUUCUCUUGAGCUUCAAUCUCACAGACAGUACAGUUAUACCUUCCUGCUCAGGAUACAACCUUUCCAUUGCAGAAUCUGAGAAUAGAACACAGCUCACUGGUUCCAGAGUGGCUAAUAGUACCUUGAUAGUAGAGUGGGACAUUCUGGCCUACAAUGGAAUAAUUCAUGCCAUUGAGAGACCUCUCCAGAUGACUCGUCCUACUCUUCCUGUAUAUGUGGAUCAGAUAACCAGUGCUGCAAAGUCAUCUAACCCUGUGACUGUUGGAGUCACCUCAGUUGUUGUUAUAGUCAUGCUAUUUUUAGCUAUUGCUGGAGUGGCCUAUUACUACCUCAAGAUGAAACAACAAGGAUUCCCAUUCCGUUAUUUCAAGGCUGACAUGGAGGAAGAACUAUCUGAGCAAGACGGGAGCCCGUCCUUGGUGUCCAUCCCAAAUCCUGUCUAUGGAGCCCACAACUGCAUUUAUGAACCUUUUGAUGACACUUUCAGUGAGGAAGAUUUCUCAGACAACCAUAGAAUUCUGGAGUGAAGUCACACAGCCAACCAAGCUGAAUGGAAAACCCCCAACUAGAGUGAAACAUUGUGACAUUCUUGUUGCCAACUAGAACAAUAUGGAGUUUACAUCCUGCAGGGGGUAAGGAGAUGAAGUGUAGAAUAACAGUGGCUCUUCAGAAGAAUCUCAUUAGCUAAGAUACCUCAUGAGAAAAGCCCCUCAUUAAAAAGGAAGAGUAGAGCUGAAUUCAUCUUUGACACACACAAAAUACAACUCUGCAGUUAUGAAUGGUGUUGGUUUCUCAGAUAUAGCAGAGAACAUUUCCAUUGGACCAGCAAAAAGUUGGUUCAAAGCUGACAGUUGGAAAAAGUUAUUGUGCGUUUUGAAGUCUGAAACUGCACUAGGCUCAGCUGUUGAACUGAGCUGAUGUUCAACUGUUUAGGCUAGCUUUUUUGUUGUUGUUGUUUUUUUUUUUUUGUUUUUUUUUGUUUU
Molecule: messenger RNA, 8515 nt
Organism: Gavialis gangeticus (Gharial)
Lineage: Eukaryota; Metazoa; Chordata; Crocodylia; Gavialidae
Gene: STAB1
Product: stabilin 1
Exons: 69
Coding region: 209-8059 (2616 amino acids)
Biological process (GO): cell adhesion
Molecular function (GO): hyaluronic acid binding; calcium ion binding
Source: RefSeq, a predicted model, not a curated record